Molecule: messenger RNA, 627 nt
Organism: Lodderomyces theae
Lineage: Eukaryota; Fungi; Ascomycota; Pichiomycetes; Serinales; Debaryomycetaceae
Product: mitochondrial 54S ribosomal protein bL32m
Exons: 1
Coding region: 1-627 (208 amino acids)
Biological process (GO): translation
Cellular component (GO): mitochondrial large ribosomal subunit
Molecular function (GO): structural constituent of ribosome
Source: RefSeq, a predicted model, not a curated record
AUGUCAUUUGCACUAAGGUUCGGUGCAGUAGCAUCUCACCAACAACUGGUAUGGAAUGCACUUCCCAGAGUUCCGCAAAUCUCCAUCCGUCUCGGUCUUCUUGGGCCCUCAUCCAAUCCAUCAUCAUGUCCUCUUGACACCAAACACAACCACCAACAUCAAGAUAGCCGCUUGGCGGACUUACAAGAACAACUUGAAUCAGACACGUCUGGUGAGCCUCCGUUCAUGAUUGAUAAUGGUACGAUAUUACGAGCAGCACCUAAAAAGAAGAUGUCGUAUCGAAGAAAACGAGUCAAGUUGUAUACACCAGGAAACAAGCAAAUUCAACCUUUGAACAAUAUAGUCAGAUGUCCAGCAUGUGGAGCUGUGAAAAGAUCACAUUUUAUGUGUAUGAAUUGUUUUGUUGAAAUUAGAUCUUUUUUGAAAAAAUUGAAACGUCAAGAUGGAUUGAUUAAAGAUGUUAAUAAGAACCCUCAACUGGAUUUAGAUCCUGUUGAUGAAAGAGUCAUAUAUCCUGGUAAACGUGAAACUGAUUACGAAAGGGAAUUGAAGAGAAAAGAAUGGAUACCUCAAAGAGAAGAGGCGUUGUUGUUUGAAAAGAAUCAUAUAGUUCAUAAAAAGAAGUAG